AUGGCUGUAAAGGCAGUUGCAGAGCUGAAGAAGGAGCUUGGAAAAUUGGUGGAUGCCCUUGUGGAGGAAGAUGAAGGAGACCACAAUUUGGGGAUAAUUGAUAAUGCCAUUAGAAAUCUGUGUGCUCUCAAGGGUUUGAAGCUUGCUAAUAAAGAUGAAGAAUUUGUUGAUUUUAAGAAUGUUUCUUUUCAGGAACCACCUCAGGAAUUCAAAUGUCCCAUUUCUGGGACUUUAAUGAUGGACCCUUUUGUUCUAGCUUCCGGUCAGACGUACGAGGAGACAUUCAUCCGAAAAUGGCUAGAAAAUGGCAACCUGAAAUGCCCCAAGAGUGACGAGCGGUUGCCCCACACCCUCCUCAUUCCGAAUCACUCGAUCAAGAAAAUGAUCACAAAUUGGCGUAACACGCGAGAAACCAACAUGCCAGCUGUUGUCAGCCUCAUCGUUGACGAUGAAAACCAUUCAUCAUCAGCAAAUGCAAACAGAGAACGCCUAGCAGAACUACUCAAAAGACUUCUGUCCUCGUUCGAUACAAAAGCCGCAAAAGAGCUUCGUUUGCUAACAUCGCGUUUCCCUUUAUUCCGAUCCAUUUUCGGAGAGCUAAAGUUCGCCAUCUCUUGUCUAUUCAACCAGCACCUACUCGAGAGGGCUUAUUUCGACCCGUGUCUUCAUGAAGACUUAAUUGCAAUCACCUUGAACAUUGCCACCCACGAACCCAGCAAGAGGAAAGUAAUAGAAACGGGCUCACUAGCCGUUAAUUUCCUCAUAUUGUCCAUGAGAAAUGAAAAUUUCGAGAUAAGACGAUAUGCUGUGGCUGCCCUGUCCGAAUUAUCAUCGCUCGAUUCGAACAAACACAUAUUGGGUAAGUCGGGUGCUCUUGGGCCUCUUGCCGAGAUAGUGCGAGAAGGGCACCCCUUGGUUUUAAAAGAUGCAUUAUCGACUAUUAAUGCCUUGUGUACUUUAACCGAGAAUAAAGAAAGGGCUAUCUCUGAAGGCGCAAUUAUUGCCAUUAUCGAAAAAUUGAAUGUUGAUCGUGUGCUCCUUGAUGAAAUGCUUGGGAUUCUUGCGUUGUUGUCGAGUCAUCAUAGGGCGAUCGACCAGAUGGAUGAGUGUGGGGUGAUUUUUCGCUUGUUUGGGUUAUUAGGCGAGGGGAUUAUCAGUGAGAGUAGUGAGGAGUUAUGUGUGGCUAUUGUUUACGCAAUGUGUUUUGGAGAUCGUAAGAAACUUAGAAAGAUUAGCGAGGUUGAGAAUGCGUACGAGAUUUUGUGUCGGGUCGCGAGGAAUGGGACUUCGAGGGCUAGAAGGAAAGCGAGCGGCAUUCUCGAGAGGUUGAAUAGGUUUGCUUUUGCUUUCGUUUCGCAUACGGCUUGA
This is a messenger RNA of Striga hermonthica, 1368 nucleotides long. The record is from the annotation of a GenBank genome assembly. NCBI's taxonomy places the organism in Eukaryota, Viridiplantae, Streptophyta, Magnoliopsida, Lamiales, Orobanchaceae.